Messenger RNA from Raphanus sativus (radish), 1049 nucleotides. RefSeq names its product RING-H2 finger protein ATL2-like. The coding region runs from base 288 to 848 and encodes 186 amino acids. The record is from RefSeq and is a predicted model, not a curated record. Lineage: Eukaryota; Viridiplantae; Streptophyta; Magnoliopsida; Brassicales; Brassicaceae. The transcript has a single exon.
GAAUAUAAUUAUGAAUACAAUUAUUAGCGUUUUUCCUUGAAUUUGAGUUUGUUACAAACUAAGUAUUGAUGAAACAAAAUAAAUAAAUAAAUCACAAAAGGAAGUCAAUUUCGCAGUCAUCUGUCUCAUGAAACUCUCUCUCACGACAGUAUAAAAACACGAACUGUCUUCACACUUCUUCCUUCGCUAUUUAACUCUCUCUCUCUCUCUCUCUCUCUCUCUCUCUCUCUCUCUCUCUCUCUCUCUCUCUCUCUCUCUCUCGGAAGCUCUCAGUUGCGGCCAGAAUCAUGAACUCCGACGAGCAUAACCCGAUGGAACAAUGGCCCGGGGAAGACAUCUCUGAUUCUCAGACCUACGACGCGAACGUCAGACUCACGCUACUCGCCAUUGUAACCCUCUCCACCUUAGGCAUAAUAAUGGCCUUCUCCUAUCUCUACGAUCGCUACUCCAGGAGUCGUCACCACGCUCGCCAUAACCACCAACGCCGCCGCACAAUGUUUCUCUUUGCCGCCGAUCCUUCUCCUCCCGCUUCCGUAACCCCUUCAACCGGCCUCGAUCCCGCCGUCUUGAAAUCUCUCCCCGUUUUCGCUUUCUCCGCCGCGAAGGAUCCGAUCGAUUGCGCCGUUUGUCUCUCCGAGUUCGAGGAGGGCGAGACGGGUCGGGUUUUGCCCGGUUGUAAACACGCGUUUCACGUUGAGUGUAUUGAUAUGUGGUUUCAUUCUCACUCGACUUGUCCUCUCUGCCGCUCCCUCGUUGAGCUUCCUCCCGCGGCGACGAUGACGACGGUGGAGGAGAAGGGAGUCACGGUCAUCAUGAUUUCUCGUGAACCGGUAUCGGGUCGGAUAUAAAGCGGGGAGGAGAAGAACUUAAGUGAUUUCCGCCACGUGGAUGUUUUUAGUGGUGUUGAUCAUUGAUAUAUUAACAUAAAGGAUAACCAUGAUUUGUAGUUUCUUUGUUUUUUGGACAACAAGAGAUGCACUGAUGUAUAGCAUUUUUAUUGCUAAGAAAUCAAAUUAAAUAUAUUAACAAUUCAGUUGCAACUCACUGAU